UACUAAAACAUAAAAUCUUAAAGAUAGUAAUUAAUAAAAAUAGGUAAUCAUCCAUUAAUUGCAUAAAAAGAAAUGGAUUUUGGCAAUUUUUCUUCUUCUGAUGAACCAUUAGAAGAAAAGUCAUAGAGCAUUGAAAGCAUUGAUGAUAUUUAAUAUUUAAAAGAUCAUUUAGAAACAAAAGAUUUACCAUAAAAUGAAGAUUAAGUCCUAAAAAUUAAAAAUGAAAUGAAUUUAUAAGGCUAAGCAGCUUUUAAUAAGUCCUUUAAUAGUUCAAUUAGCAUGGAAAGCAUAGAUGACAUAUUAAAUAUUAAAGAAUAUCUAUAAAAUAAAGAUGUAUCAGAAAAUGAGUAAUGCCAUCAAGAAAAUAAUAAAAUAACUGAUCAAUAAAUAGCUUAAAACAGUAUUGAUAUCAAAGUUAAUCCUGAAAUAUAAAAUAUGAAUCACCAAGGUCAAGGUCAUGAAAAUCAAAAAAAGUUGUAAAAUAAUUAUUUCCAUCAAUCUCAACAAAGUUCAGAUAAUAAACUUUUUUCAGGAUAGAACUAGAAUACUUUUUAAGAAAAUUAGCAAAUCCUUAAAAACAAUUAAAUAGAAAAUCAAAUACAACUCAAGCAAAAUUUUGGAAACCCAAAUAUUUAAUACAAUAUUUAGUAAAUAGAGGAAACUAAAAAUUAAGUCAUUUAAGGCUCAGAUAAGCUAUAAGAGUAUUAUCAAUAAUAAUAACAACAAAUAAUAUAGCCUUAAUUUAUAUCUUCAUUUUAAAUGCAACUUCCUAAAUGUUUUUAAGUAGGUCAAAACAUCUAAUUUCAAGAUAAUUAAUAAUAAGGGUAAUCAUAAUUUUAAUAGAAUUAAUAAAAAGGGUAAUAAUAAUUUUAAUAAAAAUAGUAAUAAAUAUAACAAUAUUUUUAAUAGAAUUAGCAAUAAGGAUAAUCUUAAUUUUAAAUAUAGUAACAACACUAUCACUAUCAGUAAUAGUUUAAUAUUAAUGAUGAUAACAAGAUAAAAGUAAACUAAAAUGGAAUUACUACUGAAUGUUAAAAUUAUAAUACAAAUAAUUUAUUAUAAUUCUCUUAAUCAUAAAAAGAGUAAAUUAAUGAAUACAAAAAUAAUCUAAGCUAGAAAGACUAAUAAUAUAAUUUUGCUGUCAAUUAGCCUAAUUUGGAAACUUAAAAAUAAUUUAAUGGAUAGUUUUACUAAAAUAUAUAUAAUUAAUCAAAUAAGGUCAAUGAUUUCUCAUUUGAGUCUUAAAAUUAAAUUAAAAAUAAUUAAGCUUAAAAUAUAUUUGCUUUUAACAAAAAUGCAACUUCAAACUGUUUUAUUAACAACUCUAGCUAAGAUUAUCUUUAGCAAUAUUAAGUAAAUUAAAAAUAAAAAAUGUUUAAAGAUGGUAUUUAAUUUUCUUUUGGGUAUAACUUCAAAAAUGAUUAAUAAUAAGAAAUUAAUCAAGAUGAAAACGUUUAAUAAAUUAAUAAUGAACAUUUUGAAGAAAAAAAUAUUUUUAAGUAAAAUAUUUAACUUGAAAAUUAGAAGAUUUUAUUACCCAAUAAUUCAAACUAAAUUGAAAAUGUUUAAAAAUAGCAAUAACUUAUAGAAAAAAAUGAUUAUGAUUAGCAAUCAAUUCAGCAAAAACUUAACUAAUAAUAAUAGUGGUUACAUUAGUAAAAAUAGGAAUUAGACUAAUAAUAAAAUACGACAUUAUUUAUUAAUUAAUUUAAAGAAGUUUAUGAAAUACAAUAUGGAAAUAAUGACAAAAAAAAGAAAAUUAAAAUUAAAACAAAAUAAUUUCAGUCAAAUGAAAUUGAUUUUUAAUUUUUAUUGGUAAUUGAUCAAUUGAUUUCUGAAAAUUUUGAUUGCUCUAAGUAUUAUAAAAAGAAUUAAAAUAAAAUAAAUCAACUUCAAACAUUUUACCAAUAUGGAGAAGAAUAAUAUCCUCACAAUAUAUAAAAAUAAAAAUAAAUUUAAAAUAUAUAAGAAGAAAAUUAAGAUAGUUUCAAUUAUAUUUUAAAUUUAAGGAGAGGAGACAACUCGUUUUUCAGAACAACUAUGACAGGUUUCAUAAUAUCUUUAUUUAAUUAAUAAGAUGAUGAUGAAGAAGAUUUUGAGCAAAAUUAACUUAUUAAAUAAAUAUUUAUUAAGUUUUACUAUACUGAAUGCUAAGAUAUUGCUUUAUUAGAAAAACCAUUUGAUGGUGUUUCAGAUUUAAACCUAUCUAUUAAUUACAAAUAUUAUUUUUUAAAUUGCUUACUAUAUUUGUUUGCUCAUAGAUUUUCUGAUUAUUCUGAUAGUUACAUUAUUUUUGAACUUUUAAAAAUGUGUUAUAAAGAUGAUGCUUUUGAUUUUGCUAUGGUAUGUUUUGGAAUAUCUUUAUGCAAUCAUGAAAUGAUCAACUUAAAAAAUAACGAAGAUUUCAGCUAAUUCUUUGAUAAUACUUUUGGAUAAAUAGAUAUCUAUUAAUUUGAGAUGAAUGAAAUAUACUAAUAAUCUCUAUCCUUAUCUUUGUAAGUAGAUAUAAGAUUAUUUAAUUUAAUAGUUGAUUAAAAAGAAAAGUAAAGAUAUAUAGUUGUUGAAGAAAGAAUAAUUCCAGGCCAAAAAUAAAUUAUUUUCAAAAUUAAAAUGAUAAAAAACGAUAAUAUUUAUAGGUUAAUUUUUGAUUAAAGAGAAGAGAGGAAAUUCAAGUAUGCAAAAAAGAAAGCUAAAAAAGCUGAUAAUUUGAAAUAACCUUUAAUUAAACUAGAAAGUUAUAAAUACUUUUAACAAUAGUAAAAAUAUAAUAAAAUAGAAAUAAAUGAAUAAAAAUUGAGUAAAGAAGAGUAUAAAAGUUAAUCGUAGGAUUAUAAAAUUUAAAAUGAUCAAGAAUUUAAUAAAAAAGAAAAUAAUCUUAAAAAUUCAAAUAUAAACAUUGAUUAAAAUAAAAAAGAUAUUAAUUAAACAAGUAAAUAACAAUUAAAUAAAAAAUCAAGUUAAUGCUAAAUAUUAAAAAAUGAUAUAAAUAAAGCAUCUUAAACCAUUUAAAAUUAAAAGGAAAUAAUAGAUAAUUAAUAAUAGACAUCAUCAACAAAUUUAAGCUAUUAAAUAUAACAAUAAAAUUAAAAUCCAAUUUAAUAAAAUAUAAAUCACAACAAUAAUUAAGUUGCAUAAUUAAUAAAAAAUUAGUGUUCACCAUCAAUUAAUAAUUAAAAAAAUCAUCAAAAACUUAUGCCUAAUUAAAGCCUAGAUAAUAUUAAUUAAUAAUCUUUAUAAUAAAUAAUAUUGACUAAAAAAGCAUAAACCUUUGAUUUUAGUUAACAACCAAACACUUUAUAAUAAACAAAUAACCCAAAUUAAAUAAAAGAAUAAUAUAUUUAAAAGAAUGCUUAACAAAAAUUAAUAGAAAAGGAUUUUAAAUAUAUUCCAUAAAUGAUUGGCUCUCAAACAAAUUAAUAAUAAUCAUAAUAAAUGCUAAAUUUAUAGCAAAAUUUACAUCAAACAUAAAAAAUAUUUUGUAUUAAAUGCAAAAAUUCACAUCAAAAAAAUUGCUAAGUCAUACUAAUAGAUUUGGAAUCUAUUUCAAAAUUAUUCAAAGGAAAAUAUUGCUUAAGAUGCAUAUGCAGUUUUUUUUAGAGUCAAAUGUAAAAAGAUCAUAUUUACUCAAAAGCAUCAACAGAUAAUCUUUUUUAUUGCUGUAAAUGUGAGAAUAGAUUUACAGAUAAAAUGGUAGAAACGAAGAUUCUUUCAAGUUAGUAAAAUCAUACUUUGGAAUACAUAAAAUGUGGCUAAUGCUAAAUAAAUAAUUAAAUUUAAGUAUAUUAUUGA
Tetrahymena thermophila SB210 is the source of this 3789-nucleotide messenger RNA. RefSeq lists its product as hypothetical. NCBI's taxonomy places the organism in Eukaryota, Ciliophora, Oligohymenophorea, Hymenostomatida, Tetrahymenidae. The record is from RefSeq and is a predicted model, not a curated record. The transcript is spliced from 6 exons.